Molecule: messenger RNA, 3054 nt
Organism: Scomber scombrus (Atlantic mackerel)
Lineage: Eukaryota; Metazoa; Chordata; Actinopteri; Scombriformes; Scombridae
Gene: tmpob
Product: thymopoietin b
Exons: 6
Coding region: 389-1486 (365 amino acids)
Molecular function (GO): DNA binding
Source: RefSeq, a predicted model, not a curated record
CAGACAGAAGCAAGUGGACCCGGGUUGAAGCUAAGCUAAUUCAGUCAAUUUACAGUCACUUAAUUUAUAUUUUUACACCAGUUACGGUUGCAGCACAUGCUCGUAUCUGUUGUCGAAAAAUUAGAGCUACGUGUGGAUAUUUUUGCGGUGAGGCUAAAAGUCAAAACCGCGCUUUUAUUCAGGUAAAACCACUUCAGUCCUGCUAGCUUAUUUAGCAGCAGGGUUAGGCGCCUUUACUCCGUCUUGACAACAGCGCGAAUUGGUCACGUUUCCCGGCGGUGUUGUUGUUUGUACCGAGCUGGUUUCCGUUAGCUGGAAGCGGUAGAAGUAAAAAUUCAAGAGUAUUGUUUUUUUUAAAAAGAAGAAGAAGAAAAAGUUUAGUUAAGCAAUGGCUGAAUUUCUCGAAGAUCCGUCGGUGCUCACGAAAGAUAAGCUGAAGAAUGAGCUGACGGCCAACAAUGUGCAGCUUCCGAGCGGAGAGCAUAAAAAAGAAGUUUAUGUGCAGCUGUAUCUGAAAAACUUAACCGUGCUCAACAACAAGAACAGUCCGCCUACAGACACCUUCUCCAGCGAUGAAGAGUUACCUGCUCCCGUCGUUUCCAACAAAAGCAGAUCUGGAAGAAAAGCUACCAAAAAGACAGACAAGCCUCGCACAGUAGUGGAGGUGACAGAUCUCACUGAUGAAGAUUUAAAACAACAGCUGGCAAAGCAUGGUGUGGACUCAGGACCCAUUGUGGCCUCUACUCGAAAAGUGUAUGAGAAGAAGCUGCAGAAGCUUUUGGACCAGCCUGCCGCUGAACCUGAGGCUCCUACAGAUGUCUCAACUCUCCCCAAAGCAGACAGCAACCAGAACGGCAACACAAACUCUGAUCAGUACAGUGACAAGGAGGAUGAGGAGAUCGCUGCACCUGAACCAGAGCCAGUUCCUGUGGUAGAGAAGCCCGUGCGCAGCAGAGGAAAAAUUCCGGUCACUACACGGACCAGCAGCAGACGACAAACCAAGGUGGUGGAGGAAACCGUUGUUGAAGAGACCCCGAAGAAGGCCAGUGAGAGCGUUGUUGAAGAUAUUCUUGCCAAUGAAAUAAGCACACCGACGGGCAUCAGUGCGACCUGCAGACGUCCAAUCCGAGGGGCGGCUGGUCGACCUGUGAAACAGAGCGAAUACUGGCUGAAUGAGUCCCCCUCGCAGCACAGCAUCCACACCGAGAGCCGCACCUUCUCCGAGUCUUUGUCCAGAGGCGGCAGCGCAGUCCCUCUGAGCAAACCGCCAGCCCAACGAGGCUUCAUGUCUCUGUUGCUCAAGCUCCUGCUUCUCGUCGUGGUGUGCGGCUCGCUCUACUACGCGUACCAGAACCUGGACGCAGAGCAGAUUGACACCCUUAAAGGCCUCCUAGACAGCGUCGUCAUCCCUCUUCAGGGCGUUGUAGACAACGCAGCGACCUACCUGGGCAUAAGCAGCAGUGCUCCAAAAGGCGCCGGCAAGUAAAGACGAUCAGCAGUCCUUCGCCAUGCCAACGCCACCUCCCUGCCGCCACAGCACACCACAACUCAAGCAGUAAACUUCUUUUUGGACAAAGGACACAGAUUUAAUUGAGAACGAUAAACUUUUCUCCUCUCCAGGUUUCAGCGUUCCUCCUGCCACAAGGGGCAGUAUUCUCCAACAGUAGCUUCUGGAUAACACUGUUUUGUGGCAGUCAGAAGAGACUUAUUUUAAUGUCAAUUUUAAUCUGUGACCUGUUUGUGUCUUUGUGUGUAUUUAACCCUUCUAUGUAGAAACCAGUGCAGAACGGAGAGGCCAAUUUGUCCAUGCAUGGUUGUAGUUUGUUGAAGGUCAUACUGUAGUUUCUAACACCGUGUGCGAGGUGUUUUUCUGAUGGUGAAGUGCCCGGACACUGUUAGUAAUUAGUGCCCUCCCAUUUUAAAGCACAAAGCAGCACUACUAUUAAUACCAGAAUGUCUACAAUGUUUUUCUUGUAUCAGUUUCACAAUUUGCUCCGUAGCUAUAGAGGUUAGGUAGAGUGAUUUGUAAUUUCUAUGGUGCUCAGGUCGAAUCAGCUCCAACGUUUUUUAAUGUGGUCUGUGCUGGGAGGAGACACGUGGUGUAAUCAGGUCACAUCACUGCAUGAAGAAAAAUCAGCCCACAUUCACGUUCAGGUUCAAAAGAGACAAAACUUUUAAUUUAGUGGCUGAUUGCUGCUUGAUUAUUAUGGCUAAAAAUUGAUGAUUCUGGUCACUCGUGCUCUGUAUUGUAAUCAUGAUUUUUACUGUCUAUGGAUUGAUGACAUUUUUACUGUGCUUUUGCCAUCUUGUAUCGACAUCUUGUUUAUUUACAGACAGAGAAAAAUUUAAAAUGAAAUGGCUUGUUUUUAGUAUUGAUCUACCAUUUAUUUGACAAGUACUCCUUGAGGAAACUGAAAUUGCAGGUAUGAUCAUAGAUUAUUGAUUUUUCCAGCUCUGCAGGUGUGUCCAUUUGAGUUUACAUUCUUUUGGAUUUUAGUGCUCUAUUGUGCUUCUUUUUUGUUUGUUUGUUUUAUGUUUUUAUUAGAUUUCUGAUCCUUCAGUCCUCUGUGCAGGACUGGCUUUUGCAGUGCGCCCACAUAGCCCACCACAUUGACUGAUCUGCAAAGAAGACACAUGGAGAAAGAAAAUCCUUAUGGGACAGUUAAUCCAUUUGAGCUACUCUCCUCAGAACUUGACUACUUCUGCCUGUGCAAAUUACCACAUUUAAGACUGAUGGUUACUGUGAAAGGGGGUCGUUGACCCACUGGGAGCGACAAAAGCUUUCACUGGUGGUGAUGUUGGGGGUGGGAAAAUUUCUUUGUUUCAAUUUUGAUAUUUUUCUAAAGUGAUGUGUUUAACUUUUUAUAGCAAAUUUAAAGGUAACAUUUGAAAGCAAUAUGUGAUACUGUAUCUAAUUCUGAAUCUUAUUGACUUAACAUAAGUGAUUCAUCAUCAGGCAGCUCUCCCACUAUGGACAGAAACAAUAAGGGUUAUGUGGGUAAGGAUUCUUAAUCUGUUUAUUUAUGAUAAUGUAGGCAGUGUAUCAUAAAAUAA